GAAAGGAUAUUCGGUGACAUGGCGAUGUUUAAUUCGUUCCGCUUGGCACAGAGCAAAUUUGCAGCGACCGGUUUUAGAUGUUUAUGGACUUCUAGGGCUUUGCUGGCCGAUCAGUUUGAAAAUGACAAUAGAAAAGCAGAACCACAACAAUUUACUCAUGAGGAGAAUGAUGAGGAAUAUGAAAAAAAUAUUAAGUUAAAAAUACUUGGCGCUUCUUUAAAAUUUGUUCCUGACAUGGGAUGGAGCAAACAGGCUAUUAGUGCUGGUGCAGAAUCAGUUGGAUAUCCGGGCGUGAUACAUGGAUUGUUUCCAAAAGGUAGUGCGGCUUUAGUGGAGUAUUUUUACUCUAUGUGUAACCGGGAAUUAAAUGAAAUCCUAGAAAAAGAAGCAUUAGCUACUAAAGCAGAUUCCUCAAGUUUGCAGAAGACACCAGAACAGCAAGUUUAUGACGCUGUAGAAACUCGGUUGAGAAUGGUGAUCCCUUACAAAAAAACCUGGCCACAAGCAGUGGCUAUUAUGUCCCUUCCACCGAACGUACCAACUGCUUUAGCAAAUUUAUUAACCUUAGUCGAUGAUAUCUGCUACUAUGCCGGCGAUAGAUCGGUUGAUAUUAAUUGGUAUGCCAGGAGACUGAUACUAGCGACUAUUUAUAAAGCUACUGAAUUGUACAUGUUGCAAGAUAAAAGUGAAGACCACAAAGAAACAUGGUUGUUCCUAGAGAGACGAUUAAAGGAUAUUUUACAAGUACAGAUAAUGCUUUCCAGCUCGAUUAAGCCAGAUGAAGCUUUAAACCGUGUUACAGAAACAGCUUCUACUGUUUUUAUAACGGCCCGCAAUAUACUCGGAUUGCGUUAGUAAAACAAGGAAUAAAUUAAUGAGAGAAGAUUUUAAGAAAAGAGAGAUAUUCUGUAAAUGUUUUCAA
Molecule: messenger RNA, 922 nt
Organism: Mycetomoellerius zeteki
Lineage: Eukaryota; Metazoa; Arthropoda; Insecta; Hymenoptera; Formicidae
Gene: Coq9
Product: ubiquinone biosynthesis protein COQ9, mitochondrial
Exons: 5
Coding region: 19-855 (278 amino acids)
Biological process (GO): ubiquinone biosynthetic process
Cellular component (GO): mitochondrial inner membrane
Molecular function (GO): lipid binding
Source: RefSeq, a predicted model, not a curated record